This is a messenger RNA of Chilo suppressalis (striped riceborer), 813 nucleotides long. The record is from the annotation of a GenBank genome assembly. NCBI's taxonomy places the organism in Eukaryota, Metazoa, Arthropoda, Insecta, Lepidoptera, Crambidae.
AUGCAAAUUCCAAAUGAAUUUGUUUCAACGGCUGAAGAUAUCGCUGAUCAGGUGAUACGCAAAAGCAAGAAUGUGUUGCCAACAGUUGCUCGGUUGUGCCUCAUAUCCACAUUCCUGGAGGAUGGUCUGCGGAUGUGGUUUCAAUGGUCAGAGCAACGUGACUAUAUGGACAUGUCUUGGGGAUGUGGCAAGUUCCUCGCUACCAUGUUUGUGAUUAUUAAUUUAGUUGGCCAACUUGGAGGGUGCGUCAUGGUAUUAGGAAGAUUAAAAGUUGACAUUGCCUGUGGAAUACUCUUCUUCAUAGUAGUUUUACAGACAUUUGCGUACAGCAUAUUGUGGGACAUGCAAUUCCUACUUCGGAACUUGGCUCUGAUCGGCGCGCUACUGCUAGUGUUAGCCGAGGCUCGAGCCGAAGGGCGCAGCCUAUUCGCGGGCGUGCCGAGCCUCGGCGAGAACCGGCCCAAGACUUACCUGCAGCUCGCCGGGCGCGUGCUGCUCGCCUUCAUGUUCAUAACCUUGCUCAGGUUCGAAGUCUCCGUCUUACAGAUCGUGCAAGACAUCCUGGGCAGCGUGCUGAUGGUGCUGGUGACGGUGGGGUACCGCACUAAGCUGUCGGCGCUACUGCUGGUGCUGGUGCUGUCGCUGCUCAACCUCUACCACAAUGCGUGGUGGGCGGUGCCCUCGUACAAGCCGCUGAGGGACUUCCUCAAAUACGACUUCUUCCAGACGCUGUCGGUGAUCGGCGGCCUCCUGAUGAUAGUAUACUUGGGCCCCGGCGGCGUCAGUAUGGACGAGCACAAGAAGCGGUGGUAA